Messenger RNA from Olea europaea var. sylvestris, 5205 nucleotides. Its product is annotated as myosin-6-like. The coding region runs from base 474 to 4814 and encodes 1446 amino acids. The record is from RefSeq and is a predicted model, not a curated record. The transcript is spliced from 34 exons. Gene Ontology annotation, cellular component: myosin complex; vesicle; actin cytoskeleton. Gene Ontology annotation, biological process: actin filament organization; vesicle transport along actin filament. Gene Ontology annotation, molecular function: ATP binding; actin filament binding; microfilament motor activity. NCBI's taxonomy places the organism in Eukaryota, Viridiplantae, Streptophyta, Magnoliopsida, Lamiales, Oleaceae.
UGUAACAGCAAAAGACUUCGCGAAGAAAAUAGUAGAAAACAUAAAACCUUUGCAUUUUUCCCAAGCAAAAUAGGGGUUAUGAAUUUUUAAUCUUCCUUUCUCUCAUUCAUUUUUUUCAUUUGUUUAUUAAUCCUCAAUAUUUCUCCGAUUUUCGAUUUCUUUUUCUACUUUUCAACAAAAAAUCAGAUCUGUGAAAUUGAAAAAAAAUAAGUAUGUCAUUAUUCUGAUUUCUGCUGUCAGAUCUUUUGUAUAUUUUUAGGAAUAUUGCAAGGAGAAAAGAAGUUGUUUUUAGACCAGGAGAAAGUGUAGUUCAUUGGAGUUUUGUUGUUUAAAAUAUUGAUUUGGAGUGAAUACUGGAUUGGAUUUUUCAUUUUUUUUUUUAUGUGUUGGAAGUGCAACUACCGUCGAUUCUCUUGAUCUGGUUUCGUUUGAAUUGCUCUUUUGUUUCCUGAUCUGAUUGGAGCCAUCCAAAUAUGGUUGCUUCAGUCAGCUUAGGGAUGGGUUCUCUUGUAUGGGUGGAGGAUCUAGAUGAAGCAUGGAUAGAUGGAGAGGUUGUUGCAGUGAAUGGUGAAGAUAUUAAGGUCCAGUGCACAUCAGGAAAAAUAGUUGUUGCUAAGUCUUCCAAUGUCUAUCCCAAAGAUGCAGAAACCCCACCUUGUGGAGUGGAUGACAUGACAAAGUUGGCAUAUCUGCAUGAGCCUGGAGUUCUACAUAAUUUAAAGACCAGAUAUGAUAUUAACGAGAUUUAUACUUACACGGGAAAUAUAUUAAUUGCCGUGAACCCUUUCCAAAAAUUGCCCCAUCUGUAUGAUAGCCAUAUGAUGGCACAAUAUAAAGGAGCAGCAUUUGGCGAGCUGAGUCCACAUCCUUUUGCUGUUGCAGACGCUGCUUACAGACUAAUGAUGAAUGAAGGAAUAAGUCAGGCAAUUUUGGUUAGUGGUGAAAGUGGGGCUGGUAAAACCGAAAGCACGAAAUUGCUUAUGCGUUAUCUUGCAUACAUGGGAGGACGAGCUGUGGUUGAGGGAAGGACUGUUGAACAACAAGUUCUUCAGUCAAAUCCUGUUUUGGAAGCUUUUGGUAAUGCUAAGACUGUCAGAAAUAAUAAUUCAAGUCGUUUUGGUAAGUUUGUGGAGAUUCAAUUUGAUCGAAGGGGAAAGAUUUCAGGGGCUGCUAUUCGAACUUAUUUGCUUGAAAGAUCUCGUGUUUGUCAAGUGUCUGAUCCUGAGAGAAAUUACCAUUGUUUUUAUAUGCUUUGUGCUGCACCAAAGGAGGAGAUUCAAAAAUAUAAAUUAGGAGAUCCGAGAACAUUUCAUUAUUUAAAUCAAUCAAAUUGCUACGAAUUGGAUGGGGUUGAUGAAUGCAAAGAAUAUAUAGCAACAAGGCAGGCAAUGGAUACUGUUGGAAUAAGUUCUGAGGAGCAGGAUGCAAUAUUUCGAGUUAUUGCUGCAAUCCUCCACCUUGGAAACAUUGAAUUUGCAAAGGGAAAGGAAAUGGACUCCUCAAUGCCCAAAGAUGAAAAAUCUUGGUUUCAUUUAAGAACUGCUGCAGAGCUUUUCAUGUGUGAUGUGAAGGCUUUAGAGGAUUCCCUGUGCAAGCGUGUAAUUGUAACUCGUGAUGAAACAAUCACCAAAUGGUUAGAUCCAGAGGCUGCAGUUUCCAGUAGGGAUGCCUUGGCCAAAAUUGUCUACUCUCGGUUGUUUGACUGGCUCGUAGAUAAGAUCAAUAGUUCAAUAGGUCAAGAUCCAGACUCAAAAUGUUUGAUUGGGGUGCUGGAUAUCUAUGGAUUUGAGAGUUUCAAGACUAACAGUUUUGAACAAUUUUGCAUAAAUUUGACGAACGAGAAGCUUCAGCAGCACUUUAAUCAGCAUGUUUUCAAAAUGGAGCAAGAGGAGUAUACGAAAGAGGAAAUCGACUGGAGCUACAUUGAAUUCAUCGACAAUCAAGACGUUCUAGAUCUCAUUGAAAAGAAACCAGGUGGCAUUAUAGCUUUACUAGAUGAAGCUUGCAUGUUUCCUCGAUCAACUCAUGAAACAUUUGCACAGAAGCUUUACCAGACUUUUAAGAACCAUAAACGCUUCAGCAAGCCCAAGUUAUCUCCUUCUGACUUCACUAUUUCCCAUUAUGCCGGUGAUGUCACUUAUCAAACUGAGAUGUUUCUAGACAAAAACAAAGAUUAUGUUAUUGCUGAGCAUCAAUCACUCUUGAAUGUUUCCAACUGUUCCUUCGUUUCGGGUUUAUUUCCAAUGUCAAAUGAGGAGACCUCUAAACAAUCAAAGUUCUCUUCCAUUGGCUCAAGGUUUAAGCAACAAUUGCAAGCUCUACUUGAAACUCUGAGUACCACUGAACCUCAUUACAUUCGCUGUGUGAAGCCCAAUAAUCUUCUUAAGCCGGCUAUUUUUGAGAAUCUUAAUGUCUUGCAACAACUGCGUUGUGGGGGAGUCAUGGAAGCAAUUAGGAUAAGUUGUGCAGGAUAUCCAACCAAAAGACACUUUGAUGAAUUUGUAGACCGUUUUAGCAUCCUGGCUCCUGAAGUUUUAGUCGGAAGUACGGAUGAGGUCACUGCUAGCAAGAGGCUUUUGGAGAAAGUGGGACUUGAAGGCUAUCAGAUUGGGAAAACAAAGGUGUUUUUAAGGGCUGGUCAGAUGGCUGAGCUGGAUGCUCGCAGGACUGAGGUGUUGGGAAGAUCUGCAAGCAUUAUUCAGAGAAAAAUUCGUUCUUACAUGGCUAGAAAAAGUUUUACAUUGUUGUGUUGCUCAGCAAUACAGCUUCAAUCAGUGUGCAGAGGAGAACUUACUCGGAAAGUUUAUGAGGGCAUGCGGAGAGAAGCUUCUUCUCUGAGGAUUCAGAGAGAUUUACGGAUGCAUCUUGCUAGGAAAGCAUACAACGAAUUGUGCUCAUCUGCAAUUUCAAUUCAGACUGGAAUGCGUGGGAUGGCUGCACGUAGUGAACUUCGCUUCAGAAGGCAGACAAGUGCAGCCAUUGUCAUCCAGAGUCAUUGCCGCAAAUUCUUAGCCCUUUCAGAGUAUAGGAAGCUGAAAAAAGCUUCAAUCACCACACAAUGUGCAUGGAGGGCUAGAGUUGCACGUAGAGAACUUCGGAAGCUGAAGACGGCUGCAAGAGAAACAGGUGCACUGCAAGCUGCCAAGAAUAAAUUAGAGAAGCAGGUUGAAGAGUUGACUUGGAGAUUACAGUUGGAGAAAAGAAUGAGGACUGACAUGGAAGAAGCAAAAACUCAAGAAAAUGAAAAAUUGCAGUCAGCCUUGCAAGAUCUGCAACUACAGUUCAAGGAAACUAAAGACAUUCUCAUGAAGGAGCGUGAAGCUGCUGAAAGGGCAGUAAAGCAAAUUCCUAUAAUCCAGGAGGUCCCUGUUGUUGACCAUGAAUUGAUGGAUAAGCUUAAUGCUGAAAAUGAAAAGCUCAAGGACUUGGUUAGCUCUCUAGAAAAGAAAAUAGAUGAAACCGAGAAGAAAUACGAAGAGACAAGCAAACUUAGUGAGGAGAGGUUGAAACAGGCUGUGGAGGCAGAGUCAAAGAUCAUUAAGUUGAAGACUGCCAUGCAAAUGCUCGAAGAAAAAGUUUCUGACAUGGAGUCUGAGAAUAAAAUUCUUCGGCACAAGACCUUGCUUAUCCCCGCUAAAGGGGCGCUAGAACAUCCAUCUACUUUAGCAACCAAUGGAUUGGAAAAUGGUCACCUUGUGAAUGAAGUCAAGAGCAAUGAAUCACAGAAUCUUUUUCCACAGAAAAGUUAUGAGACCCCUGAUGGCAAACCAAGGAGACCUCCAACUGAUCGUCAGCAUGAGGAUGUUGAUACACUCAUGGCUUGUGUAAUGAAAGACGUGGGGUUCAGUCAAGGCAAGCCCGUUGCAGCGUUCACCAUAUACAGAUGUCUUCUGCACUGGAAAUCUUUUGAAGCAGAAAGAACAAGUGUAUUUGAUCGGCUCAUUAAUAUGAUCGGUUUGGCCAUCGAGAAUCAAGAAAGCAAUGAUCACAUGGCUUAUUGGCUGUCAAACACCUCUACAUUGCUGUUCUUACUCCAACGAAGUUUGAGGCCUGCUGGUUCAGCUCCAGUUCGUAAACCACCCCCUCCCACAUCUCUAUUUGAGAGAAUGACAAUGGGAUUUCGGUCAUCCCCUUCUACUGUAAACCAAGCUGCAGCUGCAGCGGCUCUUGAAACACUUCGCCAAGUUGAAGCCAAAUAUCCAGCUCUGCUUUUCAAGCAGCAGCUUACUGCCUAUGUUGAGAAAAUUUAUGGAAUUAUUCGAGACAACUCGAAGAAGGAGUUGGGAUCGUUGCUUGCUUUGUGCAUCCAGGCACCGAGAACCUCUAAAGGUGUGCUGAGAUCUGGGCGAUCCUUUGGUAGAGAUUCCGCAACAAAUCACUGGCAGGGAAUCAUUGAGUGCCUAAACUCUCUUCUCAGCACCUUGAAAGAAAAUUUCGUUCCUCCAAUUCUUGUUCAGAAGAUAUUUUCUCAGAUAUUUUCAUAUAUCAACGUACAACUCUUCAACAGAUUACGGCGCAUAAACUGUAUGUUUGCUGGAUUAAGUGAAUGUUGUUUUGGUUUGGCUGCUCAAAAUAGUCUUAUAGUUAGUAAAGUUCGUAUAUGUAAAUAUUGUUUCUCAACUGUUCUUCCUUCAUUUAUUUUUGUAAUCUUCUUUACUUUGGAUAGCAGAAAAUGCAAAUCUAACGCAUGUAAAUGCAGCAUUCCGUUCUCAAUUGAUGACCUGGCCGAUACCCUUCAAGUGAAAGAAUUUUCGGAUGUCGAGCCUGUGACAGAACUUCUCGAGAAUCCAGCCUUCGAAUUUUUACAUGAGUAAGGCUAAGGAACCCUAUGAGCACGUACCCUUUUUCUUUUUUGGGGGGCAUAGUAAAGAAACUUCCCUUCAUGGAUAUGCUUAAUCAUUGUAAAUUCAUCAAUUUUUUCAAUUUUUAUUUUUUUCUUUCAAGUUUCUAUAUAAUUAUUCAUCUUUUUUGGUAUUUGAAAAGUUCCUUAGCACUACGGGAAAGGGAAAUACAUCCGAUAGAUCCAUUUCCCUGGUUUUUAUUCUGUUCCAAAUUUUAGCAUUCUUUCUAGUGAAUUAGGGGUCAAGGGUGUUGUUUUAGUGAUUGGAAGUUAAGAAAAUGCUCUACCCAAUCUCGUGUAAAACAAUGAAAUAUUGAAGGAUAAAAUGUAUAUGACAAAUAUAUGGUGGUUGGUUUUGUACAGUC